GUGUUUCGACCCGCCGGUACACAUUUUCCCACCUUGGCCUGAAAUAGCUGACCACACCCCAGCGGACAUCGGUGCGUAACGUAGCAGUGCCCCAUCUGACUGGUCUCCGUACAGGUGAAGGCAAUAACAAAGAUCACAGUUCAAGAUGGUUGAAGGCUGCGGACUAAAGUGCAUGAAAGCACUCCUAUUUAUUUUCAACUUCAUUUUCUGGCUAUCAGGUAUAGCCCUAUGUGGUGUAGGAAUAUGGAUCACAGUGGAGGUGAGAAGUUCAUCGGCGUGCUGGAUAACCCGUUGGUGGUAAACUCUGCGUAUAUGCUAAUUGCCGCUGGUGCGGUUGUUAUUGCAGUUGGUUUCUGUGGUUGUUGUGGGCCAUUAAAGAAAGCAGGUGUCUUCUGGGAUGUUACUUUGUAUUUCUGCUGAUUAUUUUCCUUGUGGAGUUGAGUGCUGGGAUUUUAGCGUCCAUUUAUGGUGCUGAACUUGAGAGCUAUGUUAUAACCUCAGCUAACAAGACUCUUAUGGAAGAUUAUGGUAAUGUGAAAUAUGUCACUGAUGCAUGGAAUGAAGCACAACUUAUUUUUGAAUGCUGUGGUGUCUAUGGUUAUGAGGAUUAUCAGGAAACAUCUUGGUUUGAGUCAAGCCCGUUGGCUUAUCCUGUGACCUGUUGUAAGAUUGUUAACUACAAGAGUGCAACUCCAGUUGAUCCUGAAAAGUGCUACGAGAUGGAAAAUGUAGACUGGGCUGGAAAAUACAUGAACACACGGGGUUGUAUUAAUCAGUUCCAAUCUUGGGUCCAUGAUAAUGUAUACAUACUUGGGGGUGUCAGCAUUGGAGUGGCUUGCUUACAGCUGUUUGGAAUGAUUUUUGCUAUCUGCCUGUGUAGAAAUAUCGGUGAUGAUGACUAGAUGCCUGUAUUGGUGUUGCCAUGGUUACUACCGUACACAUUGUGUUUUUAUUAGAUUCUUCAAAAACAUUUUUUUAUAAAUAUCCAGCUGGUAUAAAAUAAAUUUUCCUGUAGUUCUUUUCUAAGUUGAAUGAAACUGCAAAAAGUUGAUUAUUAUGCCUGAAUUGGUUUAUUUUAAUUGUUUUGUUUUUUUAUUUUUGAACAAUGUGUUACAUCUUGACUUUGAUGUACCAUUUUUAAACCUCUCAAAAAAGAAUAUUUGUUCAAUUAGAAAAAAAAUUAAUAUAAAUCAAUCAUUUGGUCAAGCUUUCACUAUAAUUAAAGACUAUCUGACCAGGUUUUAAAUAUUGAUCGAUGUACAUUUAUAAAUUAUAGUUAUUAAUUUGUAGUUUAUACUAACAUCGUAUCAAGGGUGUAAAAAAUAUUCCAGUCAUCUAAACUAGUGUACAAAAAUUGUGAUUAAUAGCGUAUAAAGUUGUUUUCAUUGCAGUAGUUCAUUUUGCUAGAGGUAUGCGUACAGUACAUUCCAUAAACACUAUUCAACAAUAGAAUGGGAUUGUGAGAUCGGCUGAAAUUCAACUAAGUCUCUCCCCCUACCCCUCAAAUGGAUUUGUUUUUGUCAAAUUCAGUCAUACAGAUGAAAAAGUUUUUAAGAAAUACUUUGUAGUUGCAGUAUUCCGUAGUUUCAUCUCUAUAUUGAAUACAUGGUAUAUGGUAUACAAUGGAAACAUGUAAUGAAUAUAAUGACAUAUAUUUUUUGAAUUAUUGCAACCUCAAAUUGUUUUCAUUGCAUCCUAAAAAAUUUUGGCAAAAAUGUCACACUUGAACAUAAUAAUUUAGACACUGUACUGAUUUUGAUAGUAAAUGUGAACAAUUUUUCAGAGAAGACUGCCCUCAUUUACAUAUUUAAAACUAAAAAUGUUAUCUUGGUCUGGCUUUGAUUCUUUUAACUGAAAGUGUUGACUGUCGAUCUAAUAUACUCUUCUAUACAAUUCUCAAUCUUACCACCGGUGGCGCUUCUAAGGUACUGGUAUGCUGGUAUAUUUGUCACAAGGGAACAGAUCAUCUUAUAUUGACCAAUUCAGUAAUUAUGGAUUAUUUUGUAUAUGCUUGCCGAAUCUUUGAACAUAUUUUAAAGAUAUUUUUAAUUUCUUUAGCCACACAUUAGAUUCUUGCACUUAUCUUAUUAAGGGGUAUAAGUUUAUAGUCUAAAUUAACAAUCAGUCACAUGACUGGUAUACUUGUCUUGUAUUUGUUAAUUGUCAAAUUAUCAUCUGAUGUCAUUUGCAUGAUUCAAGAGAACAAACUUCUAGAAUUUUGCACUAUAUGAUUUAAUCUGCUUCGUAGAAACAAUUUUAUAAAAAUUCAAAAAUAUUACAUGACUGUACAUUUUGAUUAAAGGUUAUUAACCUCAACUGAUUUUAAGUAAAAAAUGUAUUUUACUAUUUGUGCUUUUAAAAUAUUGUAUAAAUAUAUAUAAAUGGAAUACUGCAAGAAAUAUAAAAUGAUCAUACCAAAACUUGUUAAAUAUAGGGGUAGAUGGUAAAGUGAAAAUACUUUAUUUUUAAUUACUAGUAUACAUAUAUUGUAUGCUUUUGAGAUUGAAAAUCCCACCUCAUAGUUUUCCCAUUAAAAGCAAGCUUUUGUGUUCUGAGAAAUGUAUUUAUGCAGAAGUUUGAAGCUUUUUAUAUUUACCAUGUUUCUGAGCUUUCUUCCCUAUUUACCCACAAACCUCUUUGAGUGUAUCAGUCAAUGCAAACUGUUGUAUUUCUUUUAAUCACAUUGUUUUUCUUAAACACAUUUUCUAAUUAAAGAAAAAAAAAGUUACCUAUAGUAAAUUA
Saccoglossus kowalevskii is the source of this 2742-nucleotide messenger RNA. RefSeq names its product tetraspanin-18-like. Lineage: Eukaryota; Metazoa; Hemichordata; Enteropneusta; Harrimaniidae. The record is from RefSeq and is a predicted model, not a curated record. Gene Ontology annotation, cellular component: plasma membrane.